GCUGCGCAGGUGGUUCUUACUAGUCAGGCGUGUUAAUUUGCUUUCUAAGUACGGGUAUAUAUAUAUUUCAGAAAAUAAAUUUGUUUACUGAUACGUCUACUGGUUUAGAAAGUUGUACAUUCUUGGAGAAGUAAAUAGUGGCUUGAACAGGGGCUUUAUUUUUUAGUUUUAUCAAUGGGAGCACAACUAUGUGGGGUAGCAAUAUUGUAACUAAACGCUUUAGCCUAUCAGCUUCGUUAACAUGUUAGUAUACUUUGUUUAACGCGACCAAAGACAAGAGACUACCUCGAAAAAAAGAAGCUCACACACUAGGUAACAACAAACAGCAGAACUGAGGAGCUGCCGCAGCAACAUUGUGCGUCAAAAGUGUGACAGGAAGCAACAGAGGGCCAUGGGGGUGAGGUGACGCUGCCCAUGUGACGGAUGGUCAUCAGGAGAGAUUAAAGAGAAACAUGCCACUACUGCCACAGACAGAGGAAGCAGAACACUUUGAUGGGCUAUCCUUGCUUUACUGGACUCUAAUGGGGCCUCACGGCAUCAAUCGUGCUGUGCAGAGGAUGGAGUUCUCAGACUGCAGAAAGGGCCUGGGUGUGAAAAUCAUUGGAGGCUACCGGGAACUGACAGGUGAAGAGUAUGGAGUAUUCAUUAAAAGGGUCUUACCUGGAGGGGUGGCAGCUCUGGAUGGGCGACUUAAAUCCGCCGAUCUCCUUUUGGAUGUCAAUAACAUAAGUUUAUGUGGGGUUACAACUGAAAGGGCAGUGGAGAUUCUCCGCAUGGCAUCGGCCACCAAUCACAUGUCCCUCCUGAUUGUACGUGAUGAUGAAUCUAGGAAAGAAUUCACAGAUCUAAUGGAAAAAUAUGGCUCCAACAGCAGCACAGGCUCUGGACGGACCUCUCCUACUCUCCUUUCCACAGGAAAGCUGACAGACACAGCAUCAUCUUCAUCAUCCUCGCGAUCGACCAGCCCCCUUCUCCUGAGCCCCAAGGAACCUGGAACGAGUUGCAGCUGCACAGCCACAACACCCGUUGUUGACAACACCAUUCAGUUGAUAUGUGUUGCUAAGGGAACAGGCUUAGGCCUGGUCAUCAAGGGCGGAGCUAACCGAGCUGAGGGCCCUAUGGUGUUCAUUCAGGAAAUUGUGCCGGGAGGAGACUGCCAGAAGGAUGGUCGACUGAAGACUGGGGACCAGCUCAUAUCUGUCAAUAAAGAAUCACUCAUUGGCGUUACCUACGAGGAGGCUAGAAGCAUACUUUUACGAACAAAGCUAAGACCAGACCCGACAGUGGAAAUUGCCUUCAUUAGGCGGAGGUCUUCCUCCAGCUCCAGCAGUGGGCCCCAGAGCCCCGUCUCUCUGCAGCCAGCACUUAACAGAAACGGCCAGAUCCUGAGGCCCACGGGGUUGAGCGUUCUGUCUCCUCCGGCCACUCUGGUUCCUAAGAUGUCUUCAAUACCCAACACUGGAAGUGAGACCUUGCCUUCUGUAAAACUAAGUCAGUUCCAAGUGGACCCUGUAAAGACAGAGCAGGCUUCUGUCAUGUCGCCACUGAGCGCCACUGUUGCAGACUCAAAUGCCGAUCUGGUUUCUGCCUGUGAAAGGGCAGACAGUUUGUCCACUCACAGGAAAGUUUCAAACAGCUUCAACAGCCGCCUAAAGCUCGAAAAGUUGAGGCAGGCGCUUGGGUACCUGGGAAUAACGCCCACAGAAGAUGAGUGGCAGCUGCUGAGAGAGAGGCUGAAAACAGAUCCGGCUGGUACAGUGUCCUGCAGAGAUUUUGAGGCCAUUACCAGAGAGCUCUUCAAGGUGCAGAUCAGUGAAUCUGCACUUCAAGGGUUAAGUAGAUUUACAUCUGAUGAUCUUACUAGCCUUCUGGAAACAUCAAAACAUCAACAGGUUUAUACAUCAGAUUCUGAAGACCUUGAAGAAAUGGAGAGACUAAGGAAAGACCACAUUGAGGCUUUAAGAGAAAUAAAGAAACUGCAGGAUCAGCUGGCUGAGUCAGAAGGCCUUCAGCGUCAAAUGCAAGAGGAGCUAGUGAAGGUUAAGCAGGACGCAAAAUCUGGAGCUGAGGAGACUCAAUCUAUCCGGACCCGGAUCUACCUGGCAGAGGCUGCUCAGAUGCAAGCCCGGGGCAUGGAGAUGGACUAUGAAGAGGUCAUCCGCCUGUUGGAGGCAGAGAUAGCUGAAAUUAAGUCACAACUAGUUGACAAACCCACCCAUUUUAAGGAAAUACAGGAUUUAACAAAAAGAGCUGCUGUACUGGAGAGUCAGUUACGCAAGUCUGAGGCUGCUAAAAAAGAUCUUGAGGUGUCCACGGGGAAGCUGUUGCAAUUUGUGGAGAUAGUCCAAGACUUCCUCACAGAAAAUCAAGCUUCUCUGAGAAAUUACAGUGCACCUAAUGACCCAAGGAUUGGCUUUUUCCAAGCUGGGGCAGCUCGAUUUGACGGGAAAACACCUUUGACUGCCUCAACACUUGUUUUGGAGGCCAGGGAACUCACCCGGUCCAUUAAAGCCAUUCUUGAAGCGGAUUGUAAGUGAUCUAAUGCUGUAUAUUCUAGCAUUGUGCAUUCAAUAGGAAAAAAGUGUCCUUUUGUGAGUUGUCUUGCAUCAAAUCUAUUAGAUAAGGGAUUCACGCCAUUCAGGUCGACUGAUCACCAAUUGUUUAAGUAAGGAUUGCUAUCUGUAAAAAUCAAUGAUAUACUACUGUUAUUUGCUGUAAAAGUGUUAAAGUGUCAUCCUUGUUUACAUUCAGCUAUCGUUAACAUUUUUUUAACAUUCGUUAAUUUUUUAAAUGGGACUUAUGCAGUAUAAAUCCUACUACUCUCAUACUGUUAUCAAUGAGAACUGAAAAGCAUGGCAAAGAAAAAAAACGUGUGUGUGUGUGCGUAUGUGCAUGCGUGUGUGCGUGCGUGCAUGCGUGCGUGCGUGCGUGCAUGCGUUUGUGGUAUAUAUAUAGCCAUUUAAAAGUUGUGAAGUUGUCAACAAAGUCUAAGCACCUUUGAUGAUGAUAAUGUUAAUAGAACAUUCCAAGGGCUGGUUGCACCAGCUGGACUUACCCUUGGCUUGAUGUUACAUCCUGUGUAGGACAUUGCAUCAGAAGCUGUAUUAAAUGAGAUGUUGGAUAUACACCUGUUGCGCUACCUGGACAUAUCUUUAUGUUUUGCCUGGGCAUAAGUCAAGCACCAAGUACAGACAUUAGGAGGCAUUGGUUAAACUGGUUCUCCACAAAUGAAAUUGAGAUAAAUUAUGAGUAGGCUAUACUGUGUUUGUUAACAAAACAAUAUUGUAAUGACUUGUAAAUAGAUUGCACAACAAGAAGCCAAUAAAAAUGUAAUUUGAGAUUAAAGCAUUAAAGCAUGCUUACAUCUGACCGAGACAUUAAAUAUCUAUAUCAAUUUACA
Molecule: messenger RNA, 3400 nt
Organism: Anguilla anguilla (European eel)
Lineage: Eukaryota; Metazoa; Chordata; Actinopteri; Anguilliformes; Anguillidae
Gene: stxbp4
Product: syntaxin binding protein 4
Exons: 22
Coding region: 453-2537 (694 amino acids)
Biological process (GO): regulation of insulin secretion involved in cellular response to glucose stimulus; insulin receptor signaling pathway
Cellular component (GO): cytoplasmic vesicle
Molecular function (GO): syntaxin binding
Source: RefSeq, a predicted model, not a curated record